AUGAGGUCAUUCAACCAGGUUUCAUCAGCCCCAGGCGGGGCAAGCAAAGGUGGUGAAGAGCCCGGGAAGCUGCCGGAACAGACAGAGGAGGAAUCCCAGAUUUUGCACGGAACUGGCCACUGUAAGUGGUUCAAUGUGCGAAUGGGAUUUGGAUUCAUCUCCAUGAUAAACCGAGAAGGAAGCCCCUUGGAUAUUCCAGUCGAUGUGUUUGUACACCAAAGCAAAUUAUUCAUGGAAGGAUUUAGAAGCCUAAAAGAAGGAGAACCAGUAGAAUUCACAUUUAAAAAAUCUUCCAAAGGCCUUGAAUCAAUACGGGUAACCGGACCUGGUGGGAGCCCCUGCUUAGGAAGUGAAAGAAGACCCAAAGGGAAGACACUACAAAAAAGAAAACCAAAGGGAGAUAGAUGCUACAACUGCGGUGGCCUUGAUCAUCAUGCUAAGGAAUGUAGCCUACCUCCUCAGCCAAAGAAGUGCCAUUACUGUCAGAGCAUCGCGCACAUGGUGGCAAACUGCCCGCACCGAAGUGCCGCGCAGCCGCCGGCCAGUUCUCAGGGAAGACAGGAGGCCGAGCCCCAGCCACCGUGCACCUCAGUGGUGCUGGCCCGGGAGCUGGGGGGGGCGCAGGGCUGCACCUCGCCGCCCUUCCCCCCGGAGGCCAGGUUCGAGGUCUCAGAAUGGCCGGGCAGGUCAUCCCAAGACGCUUCCUCAGCAAGGGCAUCUGCAGUGCCGGAGGAACCAAGCAAAAAGGGGCCUUCUGUUCAAAAAAGGAAAAAGACCUAA
Messenger RNA from Nyctereutes procyonoides (raccoon dog), 780 nucleotides. RefSeq names its product lin-28 homolog B (gene LIN28B). The coding region runs from base 1 to 780 and encodes 259 amino acids. The record is from RefSeq and is a predicted model, not a curated record. Gene Ontology annotation, molecular function: zinc ion binding; nucleic acid binding. NCBI's taxonomy places the organism in Eukaryota, Metazoa, Chordata, Mammalia, Carnivora, Canidae. The transcript is spliced from 4 exons.